Molecule: messenger RNA, 1527 nt
Organism: Endocarpon pusillum Z07020
Lineage: Eukaryota; Fungi; Ascomycota; Eurotiomycetes; Verrucariales; Verrucariaceae
Exons: 1
Coding region: 1-1527 (508 amino acids)
Biological process (GO): carboxylic acid metabolic process
Molecular function (GO): carbon-carbon lyase activity; pyridoxal phosphate binding
Source: RefSeq, a predicted model, not a curated record
AUGGCUAAUGAUAUGAGUUCAUCCGACAAUCAGUUGGUGCUGUCGCCCUUCUUUGAGAAGUUGAACGACCUCCAACUUAGUAGGCGAGCACUCCCGACCUUGCCCGAAGAAGGAACCAUCGCUCAAGCUCGGAAAACUCUCCCAAAAUUUCUGGAAGCUGAGGGUCAUGAUGGCUGGGAUGAACAUCUCACUUCUGAUAUAGCCCCAGCACUAAAUGCUGCCAGCUUAUCACCAAAUUACUAUGGUUUUGUCACUGGUGGAUGUACGAUUCCCGCUCUAUUCGGGGACAUGCUAGCAAGCGUUUACGAUCAGAACGUCCAAGUCCAUCUCCCAAACCAGACAAUUGCAACAGAUGUGGAGGCUUGUGCUUUGAAUAUGCUGCUCGACCUCUUCCGUCUUGACCGCGAUGUUUGGGGACAAAGCUCUACUUUCACAACUGGAGCAACAGCAAGCAAUGUCCUAGGACUAGCGAUGGGUCGGGAAUGGGUAUUGGGACGCAAGGCGGAGAAGCGAGGAAAGGAUCUGCUUAGCGUGGCAGAACAUGGCAUACAUGAGGUGAUGGCAGAUAUAGGACUCAGAAAAUUUCAGAUCGUCUCCACCUGGCCGCACUCAAGUAUAGCGAAAGCCGCCUCUGUUAUUGGAAUGGGAAGAGCAAAUCUGAGAUCAGUACAAGGUACCAUGGAACCGGGGGGGUUCACUAUGAGAAUUGACUUCAAUCGUUUUGAGGCAGAGGCACAAGCAGAUAAUGUAGCGACUAUCCUGGUCAUCUCUGCAGGUGAAGUAAACACGGGACGAUUUGCCACCUACGGACUGGAAGACAUGAAGAGGCUUCGCGCUAUCUGUGAUCGAUAUGGUAUCUGGAUACAUGUCGAUGGCGCAUUUGGACUUUUCGGCCGCCUGCUUUCAGACGAAGCGGAAUUCGGCGAGAUCAUUCGUGGCUGUCAAGGACUCGAACUUGCCGAUUCGAUCACGGGGGAUGGUCACAAGCUGCUGAAUGUUCCAUAUGACUGUGGUUUCUACUUUUGUCGCCAUAAGGGUAUUGCGGAGGAAGUAUUCAGGAACGGCAACGCAGCAUACCUUACCUCAGCGGCAUCUGAGGAUACUAUACCUAGCCCUUUGAAUAUUGGCAUUGAGAACUCACGGCGUUUCAGAGCAUUACCGGUCUAUGCUACCCUACUGGCGUAUGGACGCGGAGGAUAUCUCGACAUGUUGCAAAGACAGAUCAGGCUGGCUAGAAAGGUGGUGGCUGACCUAUGGGAUAGUGAAGUCUACCAUGUUCUGUCAGAUGCGACUUCGAAGACAGAAGCUUUGGAGAGGACUUUCAUGGUGGUGCUCUUCAGUGCAAAGGAUGACAAUCUCAAUGCUGAUCUGGUCCGAGGAAUCAAUGCGACCAGGAAGAUUUACGUCUCUGGAACAUCGUGGCAAGGAAGAUCUGCAGCAAGAAUCGCAAUCGCGAAUUGGAACGUUGAUGUGGAUAAGGACCACAAGAUCAUCCAGAGUGUUCUGAACGAAGUCGCCGAGAGAUGA